This is a messenger RNA of Pelodiscus sinensis (Chinese soft-shelled turtle), 1829 nucleotides long. RefSeq names its product transmembrane protein 109 (gene TMEM109). Lineage: Eukaryota; Metazoa; Chordata; Testudines; Trionychidae. Gene Ontology annotation, biological process: cellular response to gamma radiation; intrinsic apoptotic signaling pathway in response to DNA damage by p53 class mediator. The record is from RefSeq and is a predicted model, not a curated record.
GGCUGAUUCUCAACUAAAAGGCGAGAUCACAGUUACCCUGGUGUCGCUGGGAUGUUGUUUGCCUGCUCGACAUUCCUGACAUUGCGGUGCUGGCCUGGGGCCAACAGAAACACAGGGAUUCUAUAACUUUAGACUCCUGGGGCAGAGAGGAGAGCCAGAGAAAUGACUGGGCGGGAUCUUAAGUCCUCAUGCUGCCGCCAAGCCCUGCUCCGACUAGCCAUGGCUCUCCUGAUGUCAAUCGCUUUCCUUCAUGUGGCUGGGGCCAGCACUCAUGGCGAAACCUGGAAAGCAGCCGUCCAUUCUGACUUCCUGUCCCAGCUGGCUCAGGGCUUGAGGGAGACUCUGGAGGAGUGGAUUGGCCAGGAUGCACUUCAACUCGUGACAGAGAACGUCUCAUCCGUGUUCUGGAUUGUGUCCUCCGGCAUCUCGGCAGGUCUGAUCACCCUGUCCGGAAUUGCAGGGCAGAUCCUAAGCGCUUUCGGGGUCAAUGGGGAUCAAGUGGUCCAGCCCCUUAAGUUGGGCCCUGCUCAAGUACAGACCCUGCUGCUGUGGGGCCUGGUGGCUGUGGUGGGCUACUGGCUGCUCUCACAGCUGCUGGGCUUGGUGCUGGCCAUCCUGGGACAUGUCAUGUGGGGGCUGAAGGUGGUGGUCUUCCUGGGCUGCUUCCUGUUGAUCGUCUCAGCGGUGCCCAACCGCUCGGUGCAGGCCCUGCUGCUGCUGUGCCUGCUCACCCUGUACGCCCUGCUGGGGCGGCUGAGCAGCGCACGCCGCUCCGGGAGCCAGCUGGAGGCCAAGGUGCGCAACCUGGAGUGGCAAGUGGAGGAGCUGCGGCGCCGGCAGAGGCGGGGGUCCCCGUGGAACGUGGAGCAGGAUGAGUGAGGGGCAGGAAGUAGCCCCUCCCAGCCCUCGACAGACUCUCACCCCACAACCCGCAGCUGCCGUAACCCUCUGCACAUGAGGGGCUCCAUCCAUGGGUGCUCACAACCCUUCCCAUGGGACAGGCCCCACCCACUGCAUGCUCAUAGACCCCAACCACUUUGUGGCCCUUCUCAGGCCGCUCCCCACUGUGCUUGCUCAUAGACCCCACCUAUUUCGUGGGUCUUCUCAGGCUCCUCCCCACUGAGCAUGCUCAUAGACCUCACCCACCUCCUGGCCCUUCUCAGGCCCCUUCCUGCUGUGAGUCCUUAGGGACUCAUAGGCCCCAUCCCUAUGCACUAAUUUACAUCCCCCCAUUCCCCAGGCACUUGCAGGCUGCCCCCUCCCAGCCACCCUAGGACCCAGGGAAGCCAAAAGGGAUCUCGCCGGGGGUGAUGUGAUUUCCCCAGCCUAUCGUGGUCCCAGGAGUGACUGGGGGGGAGGGGCGAGGAUGCCUCCACUCCUGCCAUCUCCCCUGGGGCUUAAAGGGGCCACUUUGGUGUUGGUGAGUCUGGAACCAAGUGGGGUUUGAUGCUGAAUUUUUUCCCUUCCUAUUUCCCUCUUGUCCCCUUCCCAGGGCUUCUCCUCUUCACCCACUGCCUGUGCCCACUUCCCCCUCCACCUCUGCCUCCUCCUGUCCCCACCUGCUCCCCUAGUGCAACACCAGCCUUGCUAAGAGGGUUGGGUCCGAAGGGCUUGAUGUGCAGAGGUGCUGAGCUUUUGCUGCUCCCUUGGACUCUGGCUGGAGCGGAGAUGCUGGAUGGAUAAAGGGGGUUGGGAGUGGGGGCAGGGGCACCAUAUCCCAUUGCAGGAGGGGGUGAUUUCUGGUGAUCAGGGGCAGGGUUUCCCUAAGUGCCUUGAUCAAGCCAACAGUGCCUUCUUAUGCUACGAGUGGAUGGUGUGGGGGGGGGGGG